GGUUCCCCUGUGCCAGACCCAGCAUUCCCACCAUACCCAGCUAUAAACUAAGGGACUAAAGGGUUGGAGAAAGACGCUGUGCCUUGGAAAAAUCUGUUGCUUAGUCACCUGCUGCUGUGCAGGCAGGGGCGGGGCAGUGUCGUGUUGCUAAGGGACCUCUAAUCUCGCGAGACGAACGGGGUCUCCGGGGCUGGGUUCCCCGGUGGGCGUGGGGGUGGGGUGGGUCUUGGGUCCCUCCCGGCACAGCGGGGAAAUGAAGACCGAAGGGUGGGGCGGUGAGGGAUGGACGGAAGUGACGUCGUGUGGGGCGGAUCCAGCCGUGCACAAUGGGCCAUGGAGUUCCCGUUCAAUGUGGAUGCCCUGCUCCCGGAGCGGAUCACGGUGCUGGACCAGCACCUGCGACCCCCAGCCCGCCGACCCGGAACCACAACUACUGCCCGUGUUGAUCUGCAGCAGCAAAUUAUGACCAUUGUAGAUGAACUGGGCAAGGCUUCUGCCAAGGCCCAGCAUCUUCCAGCUCCCAUCACCAGUGCAUCAAGGAUGCAGAGUAACCGCCACGUUAUGUAUGUGCUUAAAGACACUUCAGUGCGACCGGCUGGAAAAGGAGCCAUUAUUGGCUUCCUCAAAGUUGGAUACAAGAAACUCUUUGUACUGGAUGAUCGUGAGGCUCACAAUGAGGUAGAACCACUUUGCAUCUUGGACUUCUACAUCCAUGAGUCACUUCAACGCCACGGCCAUGGGCAAGAACUCUUCCAGUAUAUGUUGCAGAAGGAGCGAGUUGAACCACACCAACUGGCUAUUGACCGACCCUCACCAAAGCUGCUCAAGUUCCUGAAUAAACACUACAACCUGGAGUCCACAGUCCCACAGGUGAACAACUUUGUGAUCUUUGAAGGCUUCUUUGCCCAUCAACAUCGGCCCCCUGCUCCCUCUCUGAGGGCAACUCGACACUCUCACGCUGCUGAGGUUGAGACUACGCCCGCUGCUCCAGCAAGGAAGCUGCCACCCAAGAGAGCAGAGGGAGACAUCAAGCCAUACUCUUCUAGUGACCGAGAAUUUCUGAAGGUAGCUGUGGAGCCUCCUUGGCCCCUUAACAGGGCCCCUCGCCGUGCUACACUUGCAACCCACCCCCCCCCCCGCUCCAGCAGCCUGGGAAACUCGCCAGAACGGGGUCCCCUCCGCCCCUUUGUGCCAGAGCAGGAGCUGCUGCGUUCCCUGCGCCUCUGCCCCCCACACCCUACGGCCCGCCUUCUGCUUGCUACCGACCCAGGGGGCAGCCCAGCCCAGCGCCGCCGUACCAGCUCCCUUCCCCGCUCAGAUGAGAGUCGAUAUUGACAGACAGCUAACCCCCUGCCCCUCCCUGGGAGACCUGGGGUGGGCAGAGAUUGCUUUCCCUGAGAAUCCUGGACCUACUCUUCCACUGCAUCCCACAGGAUCUUGUGGAACCUGACAGUCCGUAGGAUUCCCUCUUCCCCUUUCUCAGUUGUCAUGGUCAUAGAUGGCCUAAUACUUUGUAGCUUUUCUUACCACAGAAAGCACCCCUUCUCUCCUAACUUGGACUCUGAACAGUCUCCCACAGACAGUCUGAUUCGCUGCCAGACUUGUUGGCUGGGUGGUUCAUACUGAUUAUCCAGGGAAGCACACUCUAGCUUGCUGUCAGACUCUAGAGCACCAUAGAAGACCCAAGAGCCUUCUCUGCCAGGGAAACCUUUUAAGGAGUCCUGUCUGUAGAAAAAAAUCCCAGAAUCCCUCUACAGUGUCUGCUGGUGGCUCUAAUACUGCUUUGUGCUGCCUACCCCACUUUUCCCAGCUCCUCCCAACCUGCUGAUGCCAAGCAGUGAGCUCUGCUUCAGAGCAGUCCAGUAAGGUAGGACAGGGACUUAACAGCUUCCCAAAGGGAUCCACUCAACAUUGCCAAACUCUUUUAAUUUCCACAUUUUUGUAUGUGUCAGGGAACCCUUGAGGUGAUGUAUGGAGCUCUAAAGACUCACCAUAUUUCUAAAGACACCACCACUUCCCAGAAGCAAAUUCUGUGAGGUAGUUUCUUGGCAGUAGAGCCCAGUAAGCACCCUGGGAUCACUCUUAGCCAUGUUUCAGAAGGUAAACCUGAGUGUCAAAGAUCUGUUAGCUCCUGGAAUCCCCUCUUGCAACUACCCCUCCCCAGUAGCUAGAUGCUGAUAUAUUCCUGUCCUGUGAGAUUGUCUUGAGAUGAUAGGAGAAUUCUUCCUCUGCCCUUCCUUCCUUCAUAGCAAGAACCUUCUUCCCUGCUCAGUACCCAGGUUUUAGAACAUCCUUCCCCCUCCCUACCCUUUGAAUGUGUGGUAGGUCAGGUACUCCCACUGUGUCCCCUAUGUCCUUGGGAGCAGGAUCUCCCUCUCUCUCGGCUCAAUCCUCCUUUUCCUUCUCCCUCUCAAUGUUGUCUGAAUAAAUUGUGAAUUCUUUUGUGUUUUUAAAUGGACAUUUUCAAUGAAAAAAAAAAAAAACAAAAAACAAAACCUUAAGGUCUCAGCCUCAUUUAUGCGUCAUUCCUGAGGUAUCAGGACCUGUCCCUCAUCUUCCUCACCUCUGGGAUCUGCAGCUCCUCCAGUAGGGAGUCUCAGAGCUCCCUUUGCAGGAUCUGGUGUCUGCCCAUCCCCACUUCACUGCUAGACAUUUUUCAGAUUCUGUGUCCUUGCAUAGUCACCGGAUUCCACUGUGUAGGCUUCUAUAUCCACUCCCCUAUCCCCUCCAGAAACCUCCAGCUCUCCCCAGUUAUUUGUACCCUUUACCUUAGGCCACUCAUACUGAGAUUUCAAGACUUAUCAACAUCUCUGGAAUCCACUCAUUGCCUCUUGAGUGUUCCCUGGAUUUCCUGGCCUCUCCAUCACAAACCCCUGGACCUCUCUCAAGACAAUCUUUUUUCUGUUGAGAGUCCAGCAGUCUGUCACCUCUCUCCAAAAGGCUCCCUUCAUUUUCCCCCUGAAUUCAGCCUUGCCACGCACUCCCUAUUUCCCCCUGGUCUGAGGUACCCUAUAAUGAAGGUAACCAUUUUUCCAAGCCAAACAUCAGGACACCUGGUCCAACAUACUUCUUGCCUAUAUGUGAGUCACUUUUAUAUGGUUUAGAUCACAUUUAGCCUUACCUCAACUAGAAAUAAUAAAGCAACAAAUCAGGACUGCUCAAGAAAAUCUUAGGGAAUAAAAUGAGCUCCCUCCCCUUUUCUGGGUCACAGCUUAGCUUAAAACCCUUCAAAAAUGAUAGUUACCCCUUUCUUCUCUUUGCUGUGCUGUUCCUUUUAUUCCUCUCCUCUAAUUCCUCCAUACCCACUCAUCUUUCUUCCUCUAGCCUCUUCCCCAUCAUCUCCCAUUUC
Manis pentadactyla (Chinese pangolin) is the source of this 3349-nucleotide messenger RNA. It is a transcript of the gene ATAT1, whose product is annotated as alpha tubulin acetyltransferase 1. Gene Ontology annotation, cellular component: microtubule. NCBI's taxonomy places the organism in Eukaryota, Metazoa, Chordata, Mammalia, Pholidota, Manidae. The coding region runs from base 283 to 1335 and encodes 350 amino acids. The record is from RefSeq and is a predicted model, not a curated record. Gene Ontology annotation, biological process: alpha-tubulin acetylation. Gene Ontology annotation, molecular function: tubulin N-acetyltransferase activity. The transcript has 11 exons.